This is a messenger RNA of Funneliformis caledonium, 1332 nucleotides long. The record is from the annotation of a GenBank genome assembly. Lineage: Eukaryota; Fungi; Glomeromycota; Glomeromycetes; Glomerales; Glomeraceae.
AUGACAACCAAAGAAGAAAUUAAAGAAGUAUUAAAAGAUACAAAAGAGAAAUUAGGUAAGAAUGAUGGAUUAUUGCUAAAGAAGUUGAGAAGAAGGCGAAAUGAGUUUAAUGAAGAAAACAAAAAGAAGAAGUCUGGCAAAGAAAAAGAAAUGCAAGGGCAAUUACUCAUCAUGAUUGAAUCAAUGAAAUGGAAAAUGGAAGAUUUAGAGUUUCAGGUGAAGAGAGUAAAGAUCUCACUUAAAGCCUCAACAAACUCUACACAAGAAUCUAUUGACCAUAUAAGUAUAUCAAGGCAUGCUCACAAAGAACGUUUCUAUGAUCCUCCUACUUCUAGUGCUGAAAAAGAUUAUCAAAAAUAUUUUAGACAACACUAUAUACCUCUGAUAGGUACACUUAUGGUUCAUGACACAUACCUAAUUCCCAUCCUUGACAGGAGUAAGCUAGACUUUGUUGGAAUAGCAAAAGACUUAUCACUUGACCCUCUCAAUGUCAGCCUGAUCAUAGAAAUAAAACCAUAUAAACCAAACCAAACAACCUUCUCAAAUGCAGAUGUUGGACAGUUGGCCUUUUUUGCUUUAAAAAUCUUUCAAAUUCAACCAACACGUACUUUUGUCUAUGGAAUUCUUUCUGACUGUCAUCAUAUUAUGAUAUUGAAAACUCCAGAAGAAUUAGAAUGGAGAGAGAUAGAAAUUUCUUACAAUAAUAAUUCUGAUUACAUUAAACUUCUAAAAUGGCUAGGACAUGGAAAAACUGCACAGGUCUUUGAGAGAAUUGUUUCAAAGAGACAGCAUGUAGAUCACAGGAUUGCAGUCAAAAUUGCACGAAAUUCCAUGUGUAAAAAGAUCAAAAAAGAAGUAUAUAUUCUUAUGAUAUUGAAGAAAAUUGAUGGUAUUCCAAAUGUGCUUUACUCUAAUGAGAAUUCUUUUGUCAUGAAGCCUCUCUGUUAUAAAAUAUAUAGUUUUAAUAAAUUAGAUUUAGAUAGAAUAAUUAACAUUAUACAAAAUAUUCAUACACAAGGUAUUGUGUAUUGGAAUCUUCAUAGGCAUAAUAUUCUCAGAGAUAGGAAUACUGGGACUGUUCAAGUUAUAAAUUGGAGAUAUGUUAUAAAUAUUAACCUUUCAUUAUCAUUUGCUAGUAGACUUGACUGUAUAUCAGAUUUAGUAUUAAAAUCAAUGAGGGAUAGAAGGGAGAUUAUUUAUCAGAAAUCAAAUGAUUUGAUUAGUCUAUUGAGAAGUUUUUACUUGGUUUUACAUGAACAGGUUGAUUCAGUUGCACUUCCUUUAGCAAAUACAAAUAAUCAAGAUUAUGCUAGUAAAAUGUUAGAUUUUUGA